Messenger RNA from Penicillium riverlandense, 570 nucleotides. RefSeq names its product alpha/beta-hydrolase. The record is from RefSeq and is a predicted model, not a curated record. The coding region runs from base 1 to 570 and encodes 189 amino acids. NCBI's taxonomy places the organism in Eukaryota, Fungi, Ascomycota, Eurotiomycetes, Eurotiales, Aspergillaceae. The transcript has a single exon.
AUGGGCACACUGACGGCCCUGGAAUUGUUGACGGCAUUCCAAGAUCCUAGUCCGGUGGAGGUCUCUCACCUGCUUCUACUCGAUGAUGCUUGGACUGGCGAACAAACGGGCGGGCCGUUUAAUUAUGACGACCUAAGAAAGAGGGCAAUAGAGUACCGAGCGUCCAUUCAAGAGCGGUUGGGUCAGUUUUUCGGGCCACAGACUUCACUGGAACUUGAAGCUAAGACCCGCACCAGCUUCGCUGGUUUGGAUUUUGAGUAUGCGCUACGCACGGGUCACUGGUAUCGCGGAGUGGAAGCCAAGGCCGCACAGUCGCUGCAUAAUCUCGAAGCGAAGAAUAGGUUGUUGUUGGGUUCCCGAGACAAGCUCAUUCGUGUGUUGAUUGCGCAGAGUCAAGAAGCUCAGGGACCCGGUGGGAGACAUAGCCUCGUCGAUGGGCAGACUAUUGCGCACAUGUAUCUUGUCCGUCGCCAUCUUGCCUCGGAGUGGAUUCAAGAGCUGGUAAUAGAAGGGACGAGUCAUUAUCCCCAUGUGGACGAUGUCGACGAGGCUUAUGGUAUGCCUGGCUAA